UAUUUGCUGGACAUGACAGGGCUGGUGUACACACGCACUCACAGAGGCCGCGACUGCGCGCACAAGACCUGCAGAACAUCAAGAGAGCCAACAUUCAAGAUGGCGGAGAGGCUGACGAAGCCCAGCCCCUAGCUGAGGAGCUAUUGACCAUUGAUGGGUGUCGGAGUGGAACAGAGUCAGCUUUCUUCAGGGAUGCCCCUGGGAGGCUCCCCAUGCUCCAGCCAAGCCCUGGGAUGGAAAAGGGUGUCUGCUGGCAACAGGUGAGGGAAGCUGCUCAGAGGACACGCUGGGCCUGCCUGACGUCUUUCCUCAGACACGAAGUUGUAAACACUAGUCGCCCAGAAAGAGCAAACAAGAUGACCACAGUGGUAGAGCCGGGCGUGCCCGUCGACAUCGGGAAGAGCACAUUCUCUCUGGGCAUACCAGCCAACAAGAAGCCCCCUCCCAGGAGAGUCCCAAAUUUAUGUUCCACACGGUACGGAAUAGCCUUCAUGGCACAUUUCUGCAACUUCACACUGAUAGCUCAGAACUCUAUCAUAAACAUCACCAUGGUGGCCAUGGUGAACAGCACAGACCGUCCAUCCCAGCUCAACAGCUCCACUGAGGGGCUUCCUGCCAACCUAAACAGUGGCCAGCACGAAGGCUCGAAGCAUCUCUCCACAAAGGCCCCUGUGUAUGACUGGAGUCCUCAAACCCAAGGCAUCAUCUUUAGUUCCAUCCAAUACGGCAUGAUGCUGAUGCAGGCUCCCGGCGGAUACCUGGCUUCAAGAAUAGGAACAAAGAAAGUGGUUGGAUUUGCUUUGUUGGGAUCGUCCCUGCUCACUCUUUGCAUCCCACAGGCUGCUAAUCUUGGACUAGCAUUCCUUCUCACCACCCGAGCAGUCCAGGGCUUAACCCAGGGCACAGCAUUUGGGGGUCAGUUUGUACUCUGGCAAAAGUGGGCUCCUCCUCACGAACGAAGCCGACUCUGCAGCAUGGCUCUGUCAGGGAUGAUACUGGGAAUCUUCACUGUCCUCCUCAUGGGCGGCAUCAUUAGUGAGGCCAUCGGGUGGCCCUUUGUCUUCUAUGUCUUUGGAGGUGUGGGUGCUGUCUGCUGUUUCCUCUGGAUCGUUCUUGUUUAUGAUGACCCUGCCUCUCACCCAUGGAUAAGCAUCCCGGAAAAAGAAUACAUUUUAUCCUCCCUGGAACAGCAGGACAGCUCUGCAGAGCAGCCACUGCCAAUCAAAGCCAUGGUCCGAUCUCUGCCACUUUGGUCCAUGUGUAUUUGCACUUUCAGUCAUCAGUGGAUGGUUAACACCUUCAUAAUAUACACCCCAACUUACAUCAGUUCUGUGUUCAAAAUUAAUAUCAGAGAGAAUGGAUUCCUGUCGUCCCUUCCCUUUUUCGUUGCCUGGAUUGUUGGUAUUCUGGGAGGUCAGCUGGCAGAUUUCCUUCUGACCAAGAAUUUGAAGCUCAUCACCGUGAGAAAAAUCAUCACGUUUUUAGGAAAUCUGCCCCCUGCAGCCCUCAUGGUGGCUCUGCCUUACCUGCAGUCCAGCUACAUCACAACCAUUGCAUGUCUGACACUGUCCUGUGGAAUAUGCCCCCUGAGUCAGUCUGGGAGCUACAUCAACGCUUUAGACAUUGCCCCGAGAUACGCCGGCCUUCUCAUGGGAACGUGCAGAGGACUGGCGCAUUCUUCUGCGGUGCUGGUCCCCAUCUUCGGUGGCUUGCUCCUCAAUAAGGACCCUGAGUUCGGGUGGACAAGUUUCUUUUACUUAUUGUUUGCCAUCAAUCUAUUCGGCUUAAUCAUCUAUCUCAUAUUUGGAAAAGCAGAUGUCCAAGACUGGGCUAAAGAGAGGACACUCACUCGUCUAUGAAGCUGUCCUCCUUGGGAGGUGAUGCCAUCAUUCAAGAACUUUUCAUGAGUAGGAAGACCUCCAUCACGAACAUAUGGCAGAAAGGGCUUUGCUUGCUGUACCUCUUCUCAAAAAUAACAUCGGCUUUCCCCCCUUUAUUCAGACCUCUUUUGAAGAAAAUAUAAGAUGAAUAAAAAUUCAAGUAAAAUGGUAGCAAAGGACGUCGUUGCCUUCAGUUGACAACUGCUGGGUGCUACCAACAUGGUAGUUUCACAGCUUUUACACACAUGAACCAAUGUUUUUAAACUCUUGGUCCAGACUGAUAAGCUCACUAAAGUCAUGGUUUAUUUUCUA
Molecule: messenger RNA, 2192 nt
Organism: Nannospalax galili (Upper Galilee mountains blind mole rat)
Lineage: Eukaryota; Metazoa; Chordata; Mammalia; Rodentia; Spalacidae
Gene: Slc17a3
Product: solute carrier family 17 member 3
Exons: 14
Coding region: 213-1859 (548 amino acids)
Biological process (GO): transmembrane transport; urate transport; monoatomic anion transport
Molecular function (GO): urate transmembrane transporter activity; efflux transmembrane transporter activity; voltage-gated monoatomic anion channel activity
Source: RefSeq, a predicted model, not a curated record